GCCAUUUUGUAAGUGUCCGUCGUAGUCAGUUUUCUCGGUAUAGUGAAAAAUAGUUUAUUCGCAUGGUUUUGUGUACGAUUAAAAGAUAAGACACUUUUUAAACUUAAUUUAACGUCUCGUACGUUAAUUUCACAAACCACAAGUAUGGAGGACAAGGCGGCGUUAAAGGAAUUGGAUCAAUGGAUAGAGCAGCUAAACGAAUGCAAGCAAUUGACAGAAAACCAAGUCAAAACGUUAUGCGACAAGGCUAAGGAGAUUCUGACUAAGGAAUCGAACGUCCAGGAGGUAAAAUGCCCCGUGACCGUAUGCGGCGACGUUCACGGGCAGUUCCACGACCUGAUGGAACUGUUCCGCAUCGGAGGGCGGUCUCCCGACACCAACUACCUGUUCAUGGGGGACUACGUCGACCGUGGAUACUACAGCGUGGAGACUGUCACAUUGCUGGUUGCGCUUAAGGUCCGCUACCGGGAGAGAAUAACGAUCCUGCGCGGCAACCACGAGUCGCGCCAGAUCACGCAAGUGUACGGCUUCUACGACGAGUGCCUGCGCAAGUACGGCAACGCCUCCGUGUGGAAGCACUUCACCGACCUCUUCGACUUCCUGCCCCUCACCGCGCUCGUCGACGGACAGAUCUUCUGCUUACACGGAGGCCUCAGCCCCUCCAUCGACACCCUGGACCACAUCCGAGCGCUGGACCGCUUGCAGGAGGUGCCGCACGACGGGCCCAUGUGCGACCUGCUCUGGAGCGACCCCGACGACAGAGGCGGAUGGGGCAUAUCGCCUCGAGGCGCCGGCUACACGUUCGGGCAAGACAUCUCGGAGACCUUCAACCACAGCAACGGCCUGACGCUGGUCUCGCGCGCCCACCAGCUCGUCAUGGAGGGCUACAACUGGUGCCACGAACGGAACGUCGUCACUAUCUUCUCAGCGCCCAACUACUGCUAUAGGUGCGGUAACCAAGCCGCCAUUAUGGAAUUGGAUGAUGCGCUUAAGUACUCAUUCCUUCAGUUCGACCCGGCCCCGCGGCGCGGCGAACCUCACGUCACACGGCGAACGCCAGAUUACUUCAUGUAGGCUGCACCGGAGGCGCACAUGAAGCAGUCGGGCGUCGGCGUCGGCGGGGGUGGUGUCGGCGCGGUGAAGCGAGCCCGCGCAGGCGCACGCGCACGCGCAGGCGCACGCGCACGCGCAGGCGCACGCGCACCGGCGCAGCGCGCGCGCGUGCCCCGCGCCGCGCGCCGCCUGCUCGGGCUGGCGCGCGUCGCCUCCUGGCUCGCCUCCGUCUGACACGCACACACACACCCGGGAACACACACUCCGCUCUGCACCCGUAAGCGUUGCGCUCACGCCUUAAAUACACUUGAUUAUUUUACUUACGUAACUACGGACACAGAUAUUUGCUAGAGGUGACGAUAUCCGACUCCAUCUGUAGUACGACCCGGUAAAGAAUAGUACGCAUAUUAAAAAAAUGCCAACAUCGUAUUGUCAUCGCGUCUCUUUUACACUCGUUACACUGCGGUAUCCUACUUUCGUAAUUAAAUUCACAAGUGUAUUUCGGGGCCAAACGUUAGCGCACGGUUCGCGGCCUGUAACUUAGCAUCACACGUUUGAUAUCGCUCGGGAAAGUGAAACGUUUCGCUGCGGAAAUUUAGAUUAAUAUACGUAGCAGUAAUUAUAUGUUUUUUUUUACUGUUAAGUGUUAUGCGAUAUUUCUAAUGUGGCUCGGUUCACUUUUUCGGCGAUACGAUAUUAAACAUCUACCUAUGAAAAUUAUAUGUAAUCACUAAUGAAACGUCGGCAUUUAAAAUUGUUUAAAAAGUUACGCAUGCGUCAAAUGGAGAUACUAAAUUACAAUUAUUUGGACGAGUGUCGCCCGUUCAGUUUACCUCUCGUGUCCGCUAUUAAAUUACACGUGGUCCGGUUUCCUCGCGUGUCUCGCCUCUAACUUGCCAGUGGAAACGUGCGCCACAUUAAAUAACGUAUCUUGUAUAAUUUGAAUUUUCCCGAUUCUAGUAUUCCAUUUGGCGCUACGAUAUACGUCGACGCGCCCCGCUAGUCGGUUCGGUUCAGUGCCGUGUGAGUUCCCGCCGUCCGCGUGCGCGUGCAGCUCCGCGUCUCGCGCGCGUCACCGAGCUGUCCACGCGGCUGCUCUAGUGACGGCCACGUGCCGGUGAGCAGACGCGGUGCACGUGCGGAGACGUGGUCGGCGCCGGCGCGGGCUCCGCGAGCGCGACGUGAGCGUGUCGCUCGCGUCACCGAGCUGUCCACGCGGCUGCUCUAGUGACGGCCACGUGCCGGUGAGCAGACGCGGUGCACGUGCGGAGACGUGGUCGGCGCCGGCGCGGGCUCCGCGAGCGCGACGUGAGCGUGUCGCUCGCGCUGCCGACUCGCGGCGCGCAGUAGGUAGUGGCAUACGUCCUGUGCUUGUGUCCGAUUAUUCGGCGUUCGCCCCGCGGCCGCGCGGCUCUGCUGGUAUGUUCAUUAUAACCUGUCCGGACCUACUGUAUGUACACUUAUGUAUCAGACACUUAGAGCUCAUUAAACAGCGUGCAUUUGCUA
Molecule: messenger RNA, 2559 nt
Organism: Leguminivora glycinivorella
Lineage: Eukaryota; Metazoa; Arthropoda; Insecta; Lepidoptera; Tortricidae
Gene: mts
Product: serine/threonine-protein phosphatase 2A catalytic subunit beta isoform
Exons: 8
Coding region: 145-1074 (309 amino acids)
Biological process (GO): peptidyl-serine dephosphorylation; mitotic cell cycle
Cellular component (GO): cytosol
Molecular function (GO): protein serine/threonine phosphatase activity
Source: RefSeq, a predicted model, not a curated record